This is a messenger RNA of Alternaria arbusti, 3525 nucleotides long. Its product is annotated as NRPS. The record is from RefSeq and is a predicted model, not a curated record. Gene Ontology annotation, biological process: secondary metabolite biosynthetic process; amino acid activation for nonribosomal peptide biosynthetic process. The transcript has 2 exons. The coding region runs from base 1 to 3525 and encodes 1174 amino acids. Lineage: Eukaryota; Fungi; Ascomycota; Dothideomycetes; Pleosporales; Pleosporaceae. Gene Ontology annotation, molecular function: phosphopantetheine binding; catalytic activity. Gene Ontology annotation, cellular component: cytoplasm.
AUGUCCCCGAAAGGCAAAACGAAGAUCACUCGAGAGGAAGAAGAUCAGAUAUGGUCUUGGAACGCUUCACUUCCGCCAACUCCUCACUUGACUAUCACUCAAGUCUUCACCAAGCAAGUCAGCUGCUCCCCUGACGCGCCUGCGGUGGAUGCACCAGACGGUACACUCACAUACACGCAACUGGAAAACUACUCUACGCGUUUAGCCCAACAUCUUCAUACUAUACUCGAUGAAGCCACUGCCGGUGAAAUCAUCCCGAUCUGUUUCGACAAAUCCAUCUGGCUAGUUGUCUGUAUGAUGGCUGUGUCGAAGGCGGGGAUGGCGUACACGACGCUGGACCCUGGCAACCCAACGGAGCGGUUACAUGCGUGCCUGGCCACUAUAAGUCCUCGAGUAAUGCUUGCCGAAGAAAAGUUCAACGAGAGGUUUCCGCGCGAAGUUGUCAGCAAGGUGGUCAUCAAUGUGCCAGAAGUUUGCAGCAGCGAUUCUGAGAGUGGAAUGAUCGGAGUGAUAGACCUGCCAGUCGGCCUUCCGAAUGAUCUCGCUUAUGUGUGUUUCACAUCAGGAUCGACGGGACUACCUAAAGUGGUUCAGCAUACGCAAAGCAGUGCGGUCUCUAAUGUUAUCCAUGGUCAUGGUUACGCAGCUAGUAGUCGCGUUCUUAACUUCGCCUCCCAGGCUUUUGCUGCGAGCAUUGUCACGACUUUGAAGACGCUUUGUAACGGGGGUCUAUUGAUCCUACCACCAGAGCGAGAGCGCAUGGGCGGUAUAGCGAACUUCAUCACCAGGAAGAAAAUCACUCGGACCUUCCUUACACCAACGCUGCUGAACCUGCUGAAGCCAGAGGAAGUGGAUUGCUUGCAGUUUUUGACCGUAGGGGGUGAGCCCGUAACUCAGCGACUCAUCGAUAUUUGGGCACCGCAGGUGUCGCUUGUGGAGGCGAUUGGCAUGACGGAGGGCGUGGGUAUUGCGAACGCCAUCGAUGUUAGCGGGAAGAAAUGUAAAGCUCGCCAGUUUAUGACGGGUUGCGCAUGGAUCGUUGACCAAGACGAUGCGAAUACACUAGCGCCGAUCGGGGAAACGGGGGAACUUCUUUUUGAGGGACCAGCGCUAUUUCAGGGAUACCGCAACGACCCGGAAGCUAAUACGAAGGCAUUUAUCGACGGGCCACCUGUAUGGGCGAAAGCGAGGGGGGAGAUGAGACCCAGAGUGAUGUUUCGAACGGGAGAUUUGGCAAAGUAUAUCGAAGAUGGCGUUGUGCAGAUUGUGGGAAGGAAAGAUACGCGUGUCAAGUUACAUGGGCAACGCUUUGAGUUGGGAGAGGUGGAGAAGUCGUUGUUGGACAGCCUCCCAUCGGGUGUGACGGUCGCAGCGGAGAUAGUCGAACCGGCAACCGGAACUGGGCCAAUGCUCGUCGCUUUCAUACACGGGCUUGCAACAGACUUCUCUCACGAAGUCAGGCAGUUGAGAGAGAGAUUGGCGGACAGUCUUCCGGAUCACAUGAUACCGCGCGGAUUUGUAGAACUCAAAGAACGGCCGUUAAACCCGUCUGGCAAACUCGAUCGAAAGCUACUGCGGAGUCAGGCUGCCAGGAUGUCGUUGGUUGAUCUGGUGAAGCAUGUUGGCGCUCUAAGCAAGUCUGCGCCAGUGACAUUGCAGGAGCGAACGAUGCAACGUCUAUGGGCCUCAGUGCUCGGCCUUCCUGUAGAGUACAUCGGUUUGCAGGACGAUUUCUUCCAUCUUGGCGGAGAUUCCUUGCACUGUAUCAAGCUCAUCGCACAAGCACGGAAAGAGCAGGUCAUUCUGUCAAUCGAAGACAUCCUGGCUAUGAGUACAUCGGCAAGGUUCGAGGUAUGCGCUCAGUCGACUACGCUAGGCGGUGAAUAUACAGCGCACACGAUAGAGACAGUCGCACCGGAGAUCUCACAAGAUGAUGUCGACGCUGUUGCUCUGGCGACGGACUGGCAGGCCUGGUGUGUCGGGCAGGGUCUGCUCAAGUCACAUGGCUGGCAUGACUACAUGAUCUUCAGGUUUCCCAAAACACUGGAUGUUGGAAGGUUGCAACGCGCUUGUCAACAGCUCAUAAACCAACACGCCCUCCUACGGACGGUGUUCGUAGUGAAAGCAAGACAAACUUUCCAGGUCGUUCUCAAGGCCAAGGCUUUCCCCUUCCGGUUCACUGUGGAGCAGUCUAGUGACAGUCAGAAUAUGGACGGGCUUGUUAAGGAGAUCAUUCAGCAGGAUAUGAAACGACACCGUCAACUCGGCGAUACUUUGGUAGCUUUUACCCUUGUACAUGAUGCCACGACUAGCACAGCGCAACUGGUCCUUCGAAUCUCCCACGCCCAGUACGACGCGCUCAGUCUCGACACAUUGUGGCGCUCGCUCGAGGCUUUGUAUUUUGACAGACCAUUGGAAGUCAUUCCUUUCACCGACUUCUGCGCAGAAGCAGUCUUAGCAAGCAGGAAUUCUGAGACGUUCUGGAAGACAGCUCUGGCCAACAGCUCGAUGAGCGAAGUUCGUGCUCACACUCGCCCUAGCGUGGACUGCCCUAUCAACGGCGCCGUCAAGAUUUCCGUUCCCUUGGUAGAUCUGAAAACUUCGGGUUACACGAGCGCAACCGCUGUUCUUGCCUCAUGGUCGAUCGUGCUGUCGAAGCUUACGGGUCAGGACUCUGUCGUAUUCGGGUGCAUCAUUUCUGGAAGACACAUGAUGAUGCCCAACGUAUCGGAUAUCCUCGGCCCAUGCAUGAACGUCAUACCUUUGCGCACGGAUGUCGUUUCAACCGCAAAAGCUUCUUCGCUUCUCGAUGCGACUCAAAGCAACUAUCUGAAGUCGCUGCAGCAUGGCCAUAUUGGACACCAUCACAUCAUAGAGAAGUGCACCAAUUGGCCUCGAUGGACACGAUUCUCGACAGUCGUGAAUCAUCUCAGCUUCGGGUCGAUCGAGCAGCCAUUUCCAGAACUUGGCGGGUGCGCAUUCGAUGUGUACGAACCGGAGCAUGACAAAGCCGACCUAUGGCUACAAACAUCUGCUCGCGACAACAAGCUAGAAGUCGAACUGAGAUACUCGCAACAGGCUUUCUCGGAAGAUCGGGUUAAAGCGGUGUUGAGCGGCUUCGUUCAAACUUACGAACAGCUGCCUCAUUUGUUGGAACAGAAACUGUCAGACAUCCUUGCUCAACUCGAUCUGGCUGCAUUCCAGCACAACCUGGUCAGCCCCCGACAAGCUAGGAAGCAGGCAUCAAGGCCUGGGACAGAAGAUACAAAGAUCUUGGAGGAAGUAGUUUGUUCAGCUUGGGAGUCGGUGUUGGGAUCAGACUUCAGGUCGUCUCCUGGUUUCACAUACCAAACUCCAUUCUACGAAAUAUGGGGCAACAGCAUUGCUGCUGCCGCUCUUGCUUGUGAAUACUCCAAGCGGGGAUUUGCUACAAGUAUUGAGGAAUUGCUUGAUUUCCCGUCUGUUGCAGAGACUAUUGCUCUUCUCUCAACCCGCACAAAGGGCGAUGCUGAGAAAGUCACUUAG